UCCGGGUCUUCGCCACUCGGGGCCGCGUUAUGGGGCGGGAGCGCCGCUCGGCUGUGCAGAGCACCGGUGGCAGCAGCGCCGUCAGCAAAGCCUCGGCGGCGGCCAGGGGGUACAUCCAGGACCGGUUCCUGGGGCUCCUGGCGGGUCCUGGGCGACGGCGGGCACCGCUCGUCCACCGGGGUUACUACAUCCGCGCCCGCGCCGUGGAUCACUGCAUCCAAGACUUCCUGCAGAAGACCCAAAGCCACCCGAGGACGCAGAUCCUGUCUCUCGGUGCUGGCUUCGACUCCUUGUUCUUCCGGUUGAAGGACCUGGGGCUUCUACGUCGCACGGUGGUCUACGAGGUGGAUUUCCCAUCGGUGGCGCGCCGGAAAGCUGCUCUGAUCAGAAGAACCGAGGAGUUGUCAGCGCUGCUUGGAGAUAUCGGAGGCGAAGGGUUGGGUAUGGCAUCUACAGAAGGUUUUGAAGGAGCCGUUGCCGGUGAGGGUUACCGACUCCUGGGGGUGGAUUUAUCGGAGCUGUCCCAUCUGGAAAAGGCCCUGGAGGAGGCGGGAUUGGACCGUGGAGUCCCCACCGUCGUCCUGGCCGAGGUGGUCCUCACCUACAUGGAAACGAGCAGGUCGGACGCUCUGAUCCAAUGGGCAGCGGAGCGUUUCUCCCAGGUUUGCUUCCUGCUCUACGAGCAGAUGCACCCAGAGGACCCCUUCGGCCGCGUUAUGCAGCGCCAUUUCCGGCAGUUGAACUCGGCUCUUCGAUCGUUGGAGACGUAUCCGGAGCGUGAGGAUCAGGAGAGGCGUUUCCUCCAGAGGGGCUGGAGCGAGUGCAGCGUGGUGGACAUGAACGAGUUCUUCACCACCUGCACGGCAGAAGAAGAGCAACGGAGAGUGCAGGCGUUGGAGCCCUUCGAUGAAUACGAGGAAUGGCACCUGAAAUGUUCUCACUACUUCGUCUUGGCUGCCUCCAAGGGGAUGGAACCUCCUUGGACUCCGCUCUUGCCCACGCUGACAGGUUCUCCUCACCAUGGUCCCACCAGGGUGGUUGGAAGCGUCCCAGCAGCCGCGUGUGCCUCCAACCCCGACAGCCUCGGCCUGAGGCGCUACGGCCACCGCUCCGUUCUUCUGAAACCCGACGUGGUCCUCACCACCGGAGGCUUCGGAGAAGACGAUGGACAGCACUGCCGCGUGAGGACAUUCCACGUCCUGGUGAAGAGAGAGGGUGGUUGGAGAGCCGGUGGGGUGAGACAGGAGACGCCGGACACGAGGUGGGGGGAGCGGUUGUACCACACCGCGUUGUGUCUCUCCGACGAUGUGGUCCUCCUGGUGGGAGGUCGAACAUCUCCCUCGAGCUCCGGUGUGGCAACGGUGUGGCUGAAGGUCUCCGGGACCUCUGCGGAAUGGGACGCGGCGGAGGUGACGGUGGAGCCUGUGGACCUCCCGGCGGUGGCUGAGCCGCCUUCUCACCGGUGGAGACACAGCGCAACCCAAGUGACCUUCCAAGGCGAGAACUUCCUGUUCCUCUACGGUGGUCGCUCCGCUACAGAGCCCGUGUUGGGGGAUUGGUGUUUCCUGCGCAUUCCAGAACUUUCCUACACUGUGAUCCCGGUGGAGGGUGCGGUGCCCGAACGCCGUCACUCGCACGGAGCGUGUGCUUGGGAAGGAGGAGCUGUGAUCGUAGGAGGCCUCGGAGCCGACGAGAAGCCCUUGGGGUCACUCUUCCUCCUGAGGGAGCUUCAACGCGGCUUUGGGUGGCAACCAAUGGAGACGCACCCUCCUCUGGUGCCGAGAUAUUCCCACACGGCACACGUGCACGAUGGAAAGCUUCUCCUCGUUGGCGGAGUGUGGCUUCGUUCCUCCUCCGUGCCGGGAGUCACCGUCGUUGACUUAACGACCGGGCUCUGCUUGGACUACACCAUCGAUGUGGAGCCCCUGGAGUGGCCGUUGAUGCUCCACAACCACAGCAGUGUUCUUCUGCCCGAUGAGAAGGAGCUGUUGGUUCUUGGCGGUGGUGGGAACUGCUUCUCCUUCGGGACACACCUCAACUCAGAACCCGUCUUGUUGGACCUCAACAGCAUCUUAACCACCCCUUGACCGGGACAACGCGGUGACGGAACCGCGUUGCUGUGCUCUGGUGGGACCUCCCUUCUCUUGUAGAACCUCAACCUUCUUCCACAGAGGUUUGGGAUCCAGAAGGGGUUUGUGAAGGUGGGAUUGGGGGAGGCAGUUCCCACCAGGGGUUGUCCUCCUCUUCCGUCUCGUGUCUCCUCGUCCAUUUUUGAGCUCCUCUCGGUGCUGCUGUAAAUAAAGUGUCUCCAAAGAAACUCCGUGGUGAGAACGUAGAAUCACGAAGUCACGGAAUCGGGAAGGUUGGAGAAGCUCUCCGAGCUCAUCCAGAUGUCCAACCGUCGGCCCAACCCCACCGUGUCCCCAGGGGCCAUGGAUCCAUCCUGGCCAGAUCCCUCUGCAGACCCUUCCUGCCCUCCAUCCAUGGAUCCAUCCUGGCCAGAUCCCUUUGCAGACCCUUCCUGCCCUC
Messenger RNA from Cuculus canorus (common cuckoo), 2529 nucleotides. It is a transcript of the gene LCMT2, whose product is annotated as leucine carboxyl methyltransferase 2. The record is from RefSeq and is a predicted model, not a curated record. The coding region runs from base 30 to 2087 and encodes 685 amino acids. Lineage: Eukaryota; Metazoa; Chordata; Aves; Cuculiformes; Cuculidae. The transcript has 14 exons. Gene Ontology annotation, molecular function: tRNA methyltransferase activity; protein binding. Gene Ontology annotation, biological process: tRNA methylation; wybutosine biosynthetic process.